Meleagris gallopavo (turkey) is the source of this 9537-nucleotide messenger RNA. NCBI's taxonomy places the organism in Eukaryota, Metazoa, Chordata, Aves, Galliformes, Phasianidae. The record is from RefSeq and is a predicted model, not a curated record.
CACGUCGCCGCCGGCCGGUACUCGCCGAGCUUCCCCGGCCCUCCUGCUCUAAAGCCCAGCUCCUCUGCUGCUCGCCCGCGGGAGAGACGGAGGCUCACCCGGCAGCUGUCCGCCGCCGCCAGAAAAAAGCAGGAUCUGACUAUCCAGAUGAUCAGCCAGAAUAUUUGUGAUUUUGGAGGUACAGGAGCCCAACCAUGCAAGUCUGGAAUGUUUCAGUAUCUACAGAGAAUGUGACUUCCAGUGCUUUACGGCCGUAGCAGAGCAUUAAAUGAUCUUAGAGGAAGCAAGCAUUAAGUGAUUUCCGCACAGCUGGUCAGAAAAGCAGUUGUCUGCCUUCUCAGUGCAGCAUGGCAUUUGGUCUUGGUGCUUUUUGCCUGCUACUAUGGGCAAUAACAGGUUCCCAUUGUGAGCAGUGCAGAGAAGGAGCCACGUAUUCAAGUGCAGUAAUAUCUCCCAACUUAGAAACCACUAAAAUUUUGCGAGUCCCUCAUGCUACAUCAGUGUCUGAAUGCAUCACGGCGUGCUGUGACCUCUCUGGUUGUGACUUGUCGUGGAUGUUUGAACGGCGCUGUUACAUUGUGAACUGCCAGCGCAAAGAGAACUGUGAACCUAAAACAAUUGAGACGGUAAAGUCCUAUCUAACAUUUGUGCUGAGACCUUCUCAGAGGCCAGCCUCACUGCUGGGAUUUGGGCAGGUGAUCCCAAGCAUGGUGCAUUCUGUGGGACGUCAGAAUGAGCCAUCUGAGGAAGUGUCUUUUCUUGGCAAAGAACUCAGCCUUGAGGAGAUACCUGAAUACAUAGAUGAUUAUAAAGAUUUGGAGCAGGACCCCUUUCAAGUGAGCCUCAAACAUGAACAGAAGGAGAGCACGGAUUAUGCUGACUGGGGCCUGAUGGUAGCAGGUGAAAAUGGCUUCAACACUUCAGUCAGCGACAAUGGAGAUAACCAGGAAGAGGAAGCUGGAAAGGUCAAAAGCCUUCUAAGUAAAAACACAUCUGAAUUGAGCUCUGUCAGUGAACACUCCACAGAGAGGUUGUCUUCUCUCCCAGAGAUUACACCGUUCCCUGGGAAGACAUAUGAAAGCAGAGCAGCUGUUGAGAUGCUUAUGCAGCCUGCCAAUGCUUUGCAAGAAAAGGUUCCUUCUUAUUCCCCUCCAUCAGACAAACUGGAAUUCUCCCUAGAUGUGUCAGACAAAGCCCAGACUCCUACAAUGGCACCAGACAAUGUGACUGAACAUGGAAUCAUGCUGCUUCCCAGUAAUACUGUGCCAUCUAAACCCCUGCAGCAAUUUACACCUACUGCUGCCAAAGCAGAUACAGUAAAAGAACUUACUGUGUCUGCUGGAGAUAACAUACAAGUGAUGCUACCCAAAAAUGAGGUUGAACUGAAUGCUUUUGUUGACCCACCACCACCAACAGAAACAUCCUACAACUAUGAAUGGAGAUUAAUUAGUCACCCUGCUGACUAUGGUGGUGAAAUAGAGCGCAGGUACACCCGGACACUGAAGCUCUCUCAUCUGUCGGUGGGACUUUACGCCUUCAAAGUGACAGUUUCUGGUGAAAAUGCCUUUGGCGAAGGUUUUGUAAAUGUCACUGUCAAACCAGCAAUCAGAAUUAACCAGCCACCUGUUGCUGUUGCUUCGCCCAAAGUACAAGAAGUUUCUUUGCCUACAACUUCUACCUUCAUUGAUGGCAGUCAAAGUACAGAUGAUAUAAAGAUCGUGAGUUACCACUGGGAAGAAAUUAAAGGUCCUUUGCGGGAGCAGAAAGCAUCUGCUGACACACCUGUCUUGCACUUGUCUAACCUUGUUCUUGGAAAUUACACUUUCAGACUCACAGUGAUUGAUUCAGAUGGAGCAGCCAACUCCACAAUUGCGUCUCUGAGUGUCAACAAACCAGUGGAUUACCCACCUAUUGCAAAUGCAGGACCUAAUCAGGCAGUCACUUUGCCCCAGAACUUCAUCACGUUGAAUGGAAACCAGAGCAGUGAUGACCAUGAGAUUGUCAGCUAUGAGUGGUCACUCAGUCCCAGAAGCAAAGACAAGGUUGUAGCAAUGCAGGGAGUGCGGACUCCAUACCUCCAGCUAUCUGCAAUGCAGGAAGGAGAUUAUACCUUUCAGCUCACAGUCACGGAUUCAGCAAGGCAGCAGUCCACUGCUGAGGUCACUCUGAUAGUACAGCCUGAAAACAACAGCCCUCCAGUAGCAGUGGCUGGCCCUGACAAGGAAUUGACGUUCCCAGUAGAAAGUACUACACUGGAUGGAAGCAGAAGCCAAGAUGACCAAGGCAUUGUCCUCUAUCAUUGGGAAAAUAUCAGUGGGCCAAGCUACGUGCAGAUGGAAAAUGGUGACAAAGCUGUAGCAACUGUGUCUGGUCUUCAGGUUGGCACCUAUCGCUUCAGACUGACAGUUAAAGACCAGCAGGGGUUAAGCAGUGCAUGUAUGCUGUCUAUUACUGUGAAGGAAGAAAACAACAGUCCACCCCGGGCACAUGCUGGUGGGAAGCAUGUUCUGGUGCUUCCCAAUAACUCUGUUACCUUGGAUGGCUCAAGAUCUGCUGAUGACCAGGGGAUUGUGUCUUAUCUGUGGAUUCGGGAUGGUCAAAGCCCGGCAGCUGGGGAUGUGAUCCAUGGCUCAGACCAUGAAGCAGUAUUGCAGCUAACUAAUCUGGUGGAAGGAAUCUAUAUCUUUCACUUGAAAGUGACAGAUGCCAAAGGAGAUUCAGAUAUUGACUCUGCUACUGUUGAAGUGCGGCCUGAUCCCAAAAAGAGUGGUCUGGUGGAGCUGAUUCUGCAAGUUGAGGUGGGACAGCUGAGUGAACAGCAGAAGGACACACUGGUGAGACAACUAGCUGUAUUGCUGAAUGUCUUGGAUUCAGAUAUCAAAGUUCAGAAGAUACAAGCAUUCUCAGAUAUAAGCACUGCAGUUGUGUUUUACGUGCAGAACGGGCAUCCUUCCAAGGUGAUCAAGGCAUCGGAUGUGUCUCGAACUCUGCAUGUGCAGCUUCUGAAAGAGAAGGCUGACUUUCUGCUUUUUAAAGUCCUGCGAGUUGACACAGCAGCAUGUCUUUUAAAAUGCUCUGGGCAUGGACAUUGUGAUCCUUUAACGAAGCGCUGUAUUUGCUACCAGCUGUGGAUGGAAAACUUAAUUAAUCGUUAUCUAAAUGAUGGCGAGAGUAACUGUGAGUGGAGUAUACUCUAUGUGACUCUGUCUGCUUUCAUUACAAUUGUGGUCUUGAUAGGGCUUGCCUGGUUCUGCAUCUGCUGCUGUAAAAGCAGAAAGAGGACUAAGAUAAGAAAGAAAACAAAAUAUACCAUCCUAGAUAAUAUAGAUGAGCAGGAGAGAAUGGAGCUACGACCCAAAUAUGGCAUAAAACACAGAAGUACAGAACACAACUCCAGCCUGAUGGUUUCUGAAUCAGAGUUUGACAGUGAUCAGGACACUAUCUUCAGCCGAGAAAGGAUUGAAAGAGAGAAUCCUAAAACCCUUAUGAAUGGAUCAAUCAGAAAUGGUGUUUCCUUCAACUACAGCUCCAAAGACAGAUAACUGAAUUGAGGGUAAAAGCACACUGGCUCAACGCAUCUAAAACAUGUUGACUAACCUCUGAUUUUCUAAAUCAAAAACUUCCUAAAGUAUCAAUUAAUUGCAGGUGAAAGGAUAAAUUUCAAUAACAGUGGGAAGAAAGGGAGAAGAAAAUAUAUAGUCAGCUAACUCCUAUCACUACUGCUAUAGAGACGUGGAAAAACACAUCAUAUUUCCUGCAUGUUCCAUGCUGAUGUUUAUCCGAAAUUCAGAAGGCCAUUUUUCUUGCAUUGUACUACAAAAUUAGCCAGGGUCAUUAUGCUACUAACAAUAGAUGGUAAUUGAGAUACAUACAAAUUCAUGUCCUGUACUCCUGUCUUUUUCUCAGAGGAGCCAUGUGAUUAUGAAACUGAGUUAAAACAGCAAAAACCAAUAUGCAGUAUUUCCGUUACUGCUGUGGAGAGCAAUAUGUUACUGCAGGCUCCAUUGUCAGUUAAGGUCAGGAACACAGAGAGGGAACAUUUGUCAUGCAUUGUGUUUUUCUGACUGUGCUUUGUGACUGCCUUUUCUAGUGUAGUGAUCAUCAGCUGGAAAUACCUUUGCUUUUAAAGGAAGUUUACAAUUUUCUAGUUGCACUUAGCUGUAAAGUGAUGUGAUGCAUCUUUGUGUUGUAGGAUGCAAUGUUCUCUGUGUUUACAUGUGUAUGGUGGCUCAGUGUGGUGUCUGCAGGGAAGUCCAACCUGAGGUUGCUUCUGUAAAGACAAAGGCAUUUCUGUUUUUCCUUGGGUUUGUUAGGCUUUAAAGCCAUGUCCCCAGUACUGUUCUUGAAAUCACACUUGGAAUGUCUGGCUUUUGUACACAAGCCUCACUUGUGGAGGCAUAGGAAUCUGUGGCACUGUCUGGCAAUGAUGCCAGUCUUUCCUACGGGUUCUUUGCUGACAUGUUGGAAGCCUUGGCUGAGCUAGAAAAAUGGUAUGUUGUAAUGCAGUCCUUGGCAGCACUUUGGACAGGCUUUGUUUUUCUGCUUGGUGUUUUUUUGUGUGUUGGUUGGUUGGUAGUUGUUUUUUUGGGAGUUGGACUCGAUGAUCUCUAAAGGUCUCUUUCAACCCCUACAAUUCUGUGAUUCUGUGAUUUAUUUUAAUCUGAUGGUGGAAAAUCCAUUAAUGUAGAGGGGUAGAACAGCGUAGAGAUCAUGAGGGGCAGAUCAGAAGGGGCACAGAGAGAACAUACCUCACCCCUAUAACGAAGAAUAACGUGAUGGAGAAUUUCUGGAGCUUUCUCUACUCUUUCAUAGAAUUCUGACACAAAAGAUUGGUUGGGUUGAACACUGGCUUUUGUGCACCUCUUGUUAAUGGAAUUGAGCAAAAGUAAGAGGAACUAGCUAGGCUGAAAGGAAUCAGCAGACAAAAAGUGCAGCAACAUGGCACGCUCAUGAUUUGAAUCCUCCCGUGAUUGCAUGGUCUCAUGCAUUUGACUUCUUGUUUUUAUAGCAAAAGCCUGUGACGUUAGUAGUACCAUGCUGAGGACCUGUGCCCAUCCCUGCAUUUCUGUGGAGACCUGAGUGUGGUCUCAGGUAUUAUAGAGGAUAGGCAGAGAUGGGCUAAAAAGGGUUAAUGCAAGUUUUUUUCUGUGUUUUUCCCAUUUCCUCCAACAGAUGGAAAAUCAGUUGUCUGAUUUGCUUUCUUUAGAAGCCAAGUUUUAACUGUAUAUGGAUUUUAGGAUAUUUAUUGAAAUGAAUCUACUUUCUCAUCCUUCCCCUUCUGGAGUGUUUAUAUUAAAUCAGUCAUAUUAUCGUAGAAUGGCUUGAGUUGGUAGGAACCUUAAAAAUGAUCUAGUUUCAAUCCUCCUUACCAUGUGCAAGCUUCACACCCACUAAACUAGAUCCUAGAUAAGGCUGCCCAUUCAACACCAUUCAACCUGGCCUUGAACACCUCCAGGGCUGGAGCAACAUGUUCCAAACCUCAUCAUCCUCUGAGGGAAAAUUUUCCAUCUAGUAUCUAAUGUAAAUCUCCUCUCCUUUAGUUUAAAAUCAUUCCAUCUUGUCCUUCACUGUCAGACUGUGUAAAGUGUCUGUCUCCCUCCUGAUCAUAAAUUCCUUUAAGUACUGGAAGACCACAACGAGGUCUCACAGUGGACUUGCUCAAACAACUUUGUGUCUUUCUUGUGCUGGUGUCAUCAUACCUGGAUACAGUACUCCAGAUGAGACCUCACAAGGGCAUAGUAGAGGGGAACAAUCACGUCCUUUGCCCUGCUGGCUACCCCUCUUUUGAUGUAGGAUACAGUUGGCCCUGCAGACUGCAGGCACACGCUGUCGGCUCAACACAUUUUGUCCACUUUUUGUCCACCAGGACACUCACACCCUUCUCCACAGGGCUGCUCUCAGUGUGCUGUUCUCCCAGUGUGCCCUGACAGAGGUGCAACACCGUGCACUUGGCCUUGUUGAACUUCAUUAAGUGCAUGUGGGCUUAUAUGGGCUCAUGUGGGUUAUAUCCAGUUUGUCAUUCACCAGCCUCCCAUCCUCUGCAAGGCUGUUCUCAAUCAGUUCUUUGCCCAGUCUGUACUACAUCAGGGAAUAUCCCGAACCAGAUGCAGGGUCUUGCACUUGACCUUGUGCAACUCUAUGAGGUUCGUAUGGGCCCACUUUGCAAGUAGGCCAUUGUCACCUUUACAGAGAUUGCCCAAUGUGAACCUCAUGGAGUUUUCUCUUCUUGGCAUUCUUUGUAUCAAAUGCAUAACUCGGCUUCAUGUUAUCCCCAGAAUGCUGAGAGUGCACUCAGUCCCAUUAACAGUGAUAUUGAACAGCACUGUCUGAGGUAUGGACCCUUGAGAGACACUGUGCAUUUCUGGUUUCCACACAUUGAGCUGUUGGUUGUUAACUGUCAGUGUGGUCAUCCAGCCAGUUCCUAAUCCAUCUAAUAGUUUAUCUCUCCAGUUUAGAGGUAAGAACAUUUUGAGAUACUGUUGUCAUUGAUGUUACAGAAUUCUAGGUAGAUUAUAUCAGUUGGUUUUCUGUUGUCUUCUGAUGUCUGCUCAGUUGUAGAAGGUCAAUGUAUUAAUCAAACACAUUUUGCCUUUGGUGAUGCCAUGCUGACUGUCUCUAAACGCCUCCCUGUCUUCCAUGUGCUUUCAUGUAAUUUCCAGGAUAAUUUAUUCCAUCUGAUUUUAUCAGGCAAGUAGAGACAAGUAGGACAUUGCUUUGCCUUAAGGCAGGACUGUCUCUUUGCCUGGUACACAAUACCAAUCUCCAGCUCACAUUCCCAGAUACUGUGCCUGUUGAACUCCUUUUGUAGUGUAGCUACUUAUUGGAAGAGUUCUGUCAGCUGUUCACACUUGUAUAGCUGUGAUAUCUACCCACUACUGCUUCAUGUACUAGAGCAACUCCUAUAUAGCAGGGCUCCAUGCAUCACAAGGUCUGGACAGGUAUUUUAGUCCCUGGGAGAUCUGUUUGGAUGGAGAUGGAAGCACUACAGUCUACCUGUGCUGAUAUUUGUGUUUCAGCUGCAGCCUUACUGUGCUUUUCUUUCAGUAGGUCACAGUCCUGUAUACAAGUUCAAACUUUUAAUGAGACGUUUCUUCCAUUUUCUUUAGUAACAUUUUCACAAGCUGAAGGCCAUCAAUUUCUUCCAUUCCAACAUCCUUCUUUGUGUUUCUUCUGUAGGAACUGGGAACCUGAAUACUUGGCUGCAGUAGAUUUGAUCUCCCUGUCAGAUGCUGAGGUCCAGGGCUUCAUACUACAUACAGGCCUCUCACAUACUACAGGAAUGCAUUCUUCUUACAGUAAGAAGACUCAGCAGGACAAAUCUCAGCCAGUCCUUAGUAUUGUGCUGUAUAUUGUCGCUCUCCAGCUUUUUCUUCCACAGCAUCUUUCCAUUACUGCUUUUGCUAAGUCUCUGUAGUGUGCCUUUAUCAGUGAACUUACUGUUUAGUACAUGUCAGUGCAGUCAGCACCCUUCAAUUUUGUCAAGUCUGUCACUUGGGUGUUCGGGGGUUUAUUUUACAUUUUUCAAGCCUGGUGCUGAAGGGUAGCAGAUGGUUCUUUCAAGUACUCUUGUAAAACAGCUAAUCAGAAACCUGUUCUUGUCAAUGCUACAGAAUUCCCUGGGCUGUUUCUCCCCCACACUCACUUGCUGUGGGUGCUAACCUUGAGAUCAGUGGCAAGCCUUGCACCAUGAGAUCAUCUGCAUGAUUUGGCUAAAUAUUUCUCCCUAUAACAAGUAGGAAACUGGUCUAAUGCUUCUUAUUGCCCAAACCUUCCCAAGUGGAAGAUGCUUACAGAAUUCUGUCCCCUAGGUAACACUUUGACAUCUUUAUUGUAUUUUAUUUGCAUUUUGAAAGCUGAUUUUUCAAGAAGCUUCUAAUUCUAAUGGUGUAAUUGUUCCAUAUCCUUGGAAGAAGAAGUAAUUCUUCGUUCACAGUACGAAGCUUGCUAUUAAUACAAACCUGCACCAAGAUUUUAAACUAACAUUUCUGACUCUGCAAAUUUGUGAUAUCACAUGUAUCAUUUGCUCAAGCACAAUUUUGUUGGGAAAUAAGAAGUGAAUAUAGCAAGGCUUUUAUUUCAAUUCAGUCACAUUUUUAUUUCUAGAAAAACUGCUUUACUGGUGCACGUGAGGUGGAAUGAAAGAGAAGAAAUGCAAACUGUUAAGGUGUAAACACAGUGGCUCAGUUUAGGACUGCUGCUAGCCUUCUGAUUUGGAUUAUCAAUUACAUUUGGGUUGGAAGCAAGUGCACAGUCCUCACGUUUACUCCCACACAGCUUUCCUCUGUACACAGAAAGCGUAUGGCAGCUUCUUUCUGAAAUAGGGAUGGAGGCUUUCCCAGCAGUCUUCUCUGCUCUUCUGAGAGACAGCUUGCCACAUACAGCUCUAAGUCCAUUGGAAAGAAAUUCCCAGCUUGGCACUGGUAAGAUGCUCUCUUGGAACACAAACAGUGUGCCAACACUUGGAAUUCAUCAUAGCUUUGGUGCAAGUUUUGGAUUCUCACUUUCAUCUUGGUUCUACAUUUAUAGAUGCUGGCUGAUAGAUGCACAAGUAGAGGUUAUCUAGCUGUGUAAAAGGGCUGCCUCUGCUGCAUUUUAAGUAGGGAAUAUAUUUAGAAUAACUUCCUUGCCAUUACCAUCUGAUGCAGUAAAGAGAUUCAAGUAUUCAAUGUUGUCAUACUGCAAAUAAUACUCUGUGUUUAUAAUAAAACACUGCUGUAGUACAAACUGAAAUUUACCUGGGCAAGUCUGCUGUGAUAUACAUCCAAAGCAUCUGUUUGUCCUGUGGUUCAGCCUUUCAUUCACAAAAAAAAAAAUGUGAACAGUCUAAUCAUAGAGGAGUUUAUUUGCAGAGGGGGAAAAAAAGGAUAUUAUUGUUUCAUUUGUAAGAAUUCACUUACAGCUACAUCCUUCUGGGUAAACAAGAUGAGCAGUCUCCUCUGCCAGACCUAUCACAUACAGCUCCUUUUCAAGCACCUGUUUUUUCUGCUGUCAGAUGUGGUUGCUUAUAUACUUGUGGUUUUUUCUUAGUUUAUUGUGGCAAACAAAAUUAAGUGCAAACAUGUAAGGAAGUUCGCUGUGCCAAAAACAGAAAUUCUCAAUGCUGAGUUUGAACUUUACUUCAACAGUUCUAAUAUUCAUGAAAUAAUUUCCUUGGGCAAAUUUCCUACCCUUCUUUUAGGCCACAUAAAACUAGUUUUGUACCUCAGUGUACUGGUAGUAGGCUCUUGUCAGCUGGAGUUUUGGGAUGGCAGUAAUGAAACAACAAGUAUUGGUCUUCUGAGCCAUUUUUGUAAUGAUUGAGAAAGGAAAACAUUUCUCUAGAAGGAAGAAAAGCUAAAAGUGAAUUGCUAAAAGUGAAUUAGUUUGUUUUUUUUUUUUUAACAUCAGCUAUUGCUUAUCAUUGAUACCUAACUAGAAUAUUGAGCUCAUACCUCUACAGCAAAGGGAAACCUAUUUCAUCGUACACCUUUUAGGUCCAGAACUCCCCAUGACAAGGGAGCCUUGAAGCUUAGGAAUAAAAUACAAAAUUAAAAAAAA